Messenger RNA from Peromyscus maniculatus bairdii (prairie deer mouse), 2179 nucleotides. It is a transcript of the gene Vpreb3, whose product is annotated as V-set pre-B cell surrogate light chain 3. The record is from RefSeq and is a predicted model, not a curated record. Lineage: Eukaryota; Metazoa; Chordata; Mammalia; Rodentia; Cricetidae.
AAUUCUGACUUACGGGAACUGGACGGGAACUGGAUGUGAAGAACUUCUGCUCUCCCACCGGCUCUGCUCUCGGGACAUUUGGAAGGCAGAGCCCGACACUGGCCCCAGACCCACACUUCCCUCUUCAAUCAGUGGGCUGAUUUGCAUGCUCUGUUGUGGUCCAGAGGCUUCCCCGUCCCUGUAACCACAAGCACCCAGAGCACAGCCCAGCAGAACAACUCUAGGUCAGCCUUCUGCCUCUGGCCAUGGCCUGCCCUGGUUGCCUGCCUCUCCUCCUGACUGGAGCCUUCUUGGCAGUCUUCCGGCCAACCCUGACCCAUCCUGACGCACUGCUGGUCUUCCCGGGCCAAGUGGCUCAACUCGGCUGCACAAUCAAUUCCCAGCAUGCCACCAUUGGGGACUUUGGUGUGUCCUGGUAUCAGCAGCGCCCAGGUAGCGCUCCCCAUCUUCUCUACUAUUGCUCAGAAGAGGAGCACUAUCGGCCUGAUGACAUUCCGGACAGGUUCUCAGCUGCCACGGACGUGGCCCACAAUGUCUGUGUGCUCACCAUCAGCCCUGUGCAGCCAGAGGACGAUGCGGACUACUUUUGUUCCAUUGCCUAUAACUUCGAUCCUUAGGGCUGGGGUAUGGGGUGAACGUCGUCUGUUUGUCCCCUACUUCUGCCCCUGCCCUCCGACCUCUCAUUUUCCUCUAAGUCUGGCUUCCCUUCCUCUGCAAUAUGAGUUAAGAACAUUCAACACGCCAACCACAGUCACGAUGACCACGAGAUCCUGGGAGAAAAAAAGGGACAAAUUAGAGGACAUGGGAGGCGAGGUUCUGGUGAUUGCUGUCAAAAGAGGAAACACCUGUGACCCUUAGGGAACAGGCCCAGCCUUGUCCUGAUCCCCAGGGGUUUUAGCUUGGUGCCUGACCUCCCAGUGAUCUCAUGAACUGAAGGCAGAGAAAAAGGAACUAACCUUUACCACGUGUCCCCCCUCACCCCCUCAUUCCCCACCCCGCCACCAGCUCUGCCUGGCUGAUUGUGGUCCAACGCUCUCUUGUUCUUGGGUCCCCAUGGAGUUCAUACUGACGGCUUGGGGGAGGGGCAGCCCCUGCUUCUCCCCCUGAAGUCUCUGGACAAGUCUCCCCUGAUCCUUGAUGGUCAGCCGCAGGUGUUCUCUGAAGGGCCCUGAGGGCCAGGUUCUGAAAGCAGGUAACAGAUCCUGUAGCAUCCCUCCCCCUCAGAGACAGUGUGUUCUACUCCUUUCCCACAGAUGGGUAACCACACCUGAGUAGUCAUGGGCAAAGGGGUGGUACAAAUUAACUGCAGGGCAAAUCUUGUUGUUAGAAGCCGAACUGGGUAGGACUAGAGCCUUCAAAAAGAUUUCUGGGUCAGUGUGGUGGCACGUGGCUUUCAUUCCAAUACUCGUGUGGGUUUCUGUGACUUUAAGGCCAGCCUGGUCUACAUAGGGAGUUCCAGACAGCCAAGGGUAGAUCUGUGGUUAGACCUUGUCUUAAACCAAAAUAAAAUUCCUGGGCUGGAGGACAUAUCCAACCAAUUUCUUUCCUGUUCCUGGGGUCUUAAGAAGUGCCCCCGGCCCCCUCCCCCCACUUCCCAAAGGUAUGGGGUUAUGGCGCACACCUUUAAUCCUGGCACUGGGGAGGCAGUAGCAGUGGCAGGCGGAUCUUUGGGAGUUCGAGGCCAGCCUGGUCUACAGAGAGUUCCAGGACAGUCAGGGCUACACAGAGAAACCCUGUCUGGAAAAACAAAGAAGUGCCUCAUUUUUGGAGGUGAGCACCUAGAUGCAGCCCUUGGGGGAUCCCGAGUUCUAGGAGGGUCCAGUUUACAGUCUUGACUAUCUUUGGGCUCUCCAACCUUUAAUCUCCCUUCAUCUCAUUGCAGUUUUACGUGGGCAGCGUGCGCGCCCGCGCGGUGGGUGGGGGGACGACGGGACAAGGCAAGGGUUACCCUUGAAACGAAGAGCUUGAUCCUAGCCUCAGGGAAGGUACAGCAGUUAUCUGAGGCUCUAGACUCGCCUCUCCCAAACUCACUGUUUUCUUGUGCACUCUGUGCAGCACCGGCUCCAUUCACUCUACUCUCCCCACCGCCAGGACGCGGGGACACCCUGCCAACCAGCAGCCUGGCUCAGCAGGAGCACAGAUGCUGAGACCUCCGUGACGCCCAGAGUGGUCCCGGAAG